AAGUUAAAACAUCGAAACUAUCGAUAGUGCCCGAUGUUUUUGCAGUUCUACUAUAUAUUUCAUUCACCUGGCAACUUUUUACAUAAGUUUUUGUUAUUUACUUUUUACUUGCAUUUGAUUAGAUUUGAUUACUUUAUGUGAGAAUCUAUAUCUUUUUGGAAAUUAUAAGUAAAAAUUCCGAUGGUUGAUUUAGAAUUGGAAAACGAUGCAAUAACCAAAGUUGAUGCCAACGCGACAAUUCAGGAACAAAUUCAAGAACUAUCAAAACGCCUUCAAAAUGUGAACGACGAUCUACAUCAGCAGGUCCGCGAGAAGCAUGGUGCCUUAUUGCAGCAAGCAACACACGCUGGCCGGUUUGAUGUUGCACUCAACAACUUGGCAAGUGAUGUAGAACAAAUCCGUACGGCUGGGCACAAACUUAAGACACAAAUCGAUACCCAAUAUCAGCAGGUUGAUAACCAAACGCGUGUUCUGGGACAUUUACAUGAGUUGUCGCAUUUGCUUCGCUCAGCUGGAACAUUACUAUCAUUGACUGCGAAGUUACGCUCAACAAGGGAUGUUCUUAAACAAGCAGAGAUACACUAUGAACUGGCGCAACUGGUAGAUGAUGAAGAUUUGAAGAAAAUUGAAUUUGUUCAAAAUGCGCGGUCAGAAGUAAUAACUUCACGACAAAAGUUAAGAAAUCUAACACAGAUGCAGUUAGUAACUGGUUUGCAGGAAAGGAAUGAAGCACAAGUUGUCAACUCGCUUAAGAUAUUUAAAAAUUUCAACACAUUGCAAAAGUCGCUAGAGAACUUAGUGGCGACAUUUAUAACUGACUUAGAACAAUCACUGAAAGAGUGUUUCGCUGGAACCGACAUAUCUCUAUUGAGUAAAGUCGAUGCUCAUAACAGCGCAUCAUCGAAAACAAGGACUGCCAUACGUGGUCCUGGAAAAACUCCAAUGCUUACAACGACGCAGAACUUUAGAGCAAAGUUUUGGAAAUCUCUGCAUUGGUUAUUGUAUGAAGAACUUUCAGAAAGUUGCGAACAAGUAAAUCUAUUGAAGCGUAGUUUGGAUCAAAUAAGACAGUUAGGCUUUGAUGCCUCCGAAUCAUACGAUGUACAUAAACAUUUUUGGCAAGCAGUUCAAAAACUUCUACGAAAAUCGUUUGCUGAGAGUCCAGGCCAUGUAACACAAACGUUGCAAGAAGGCCUGGCAAAGUUACUUACGUCAGCGCGUGGGUUGGAAGAACGCUUGGGUGGUGAAUUUUUAUUCGAAAAAGAUAUAUUCUUUGCAUUUGAGGUGGGAUACAUAAGCAAGUGCGCCGCCAAUAUGAAAGCUUCUUUAGCAGGUGUCGAUCUUCCCUCAAAUGAAACAGUGGAUAAUUUUAUUAGAGUGGCAUCAACAGAAAUAAGUGCUGCACUAAUUGAUGCACGCUUAACAAACUCAGUAGCAGCGGUAUUUAUUUCUUGUGGCCGAGAGCUGUGUACGAGGCUAGAAGCACAAAUAAAACUGGGAGCUGAUUCUAAACAAGUAGUCGACAUUCCAAAUUUUCAACAGACGCAGAAUGUGCUCUUGGCUAAUAUUCUAUACUACUAUAAAGACUCAGUGCGACGCAUGUUGUCAGACUUGAAAGUACACUUUUCCAAAUCAAAGACUUCUGCAGAGCGAGACAUUGUCAAAUCGUUGGAACAGUCGAAUAUUUUAAUUAGUACUAUACUACAACAGAUUAUGGAUUCCAUUUUGUCAACCAUAAGUAUUAUAUUGCUUAGCAUGCAUCGUGAACCUGGACUUAAUUCAGAAAAGAUUUCCACUUCCGGACCGUCAAUGUACAUGAAAGAGUUGCAGAAAUUCAUAAGUCGCGUCUGGGUAAACCAUAUCGGUCAUUUCGAAGACAAAGAAAUAGUAUCAAGGUGUGGACACGAAUUGGCCAAACGGUGUAUAGAACUCUUCGUGCACAAUGUAAGUAUUUUACGUCCUAUUAGUCAUGCGGGACGACUACGUUUGAAAAGCGAUUGUGCCCACAUGGAACAAGCGCUUAGGCCGAUUUGCGCCAACUUACCUGAUUUAGGAAACCCUGCUCGAUUAUUGCGUGCUUUGUCGUUCUUAAUAGUGCAGCCACCUGAAGAAUUGGUAAAACAGAGCAUCGGCAGUGAGUCACUGGUGCCUAGCUACAUUGUAUUAUUUCUAUUAUUUGGACAUGCUGGCGCUGAGCUUCAGAGCCCUCAUACUACCGCAAAUUGGUCGACGGAACGCUUAAUCGAGUGGUUGGAGGGUCACACAUCAUUUCGUGAAAAGUUAGAACUAAUAUCUGGAGCCUUGCAACGUUAUCCAGAUCAAGUUAGAAGAAAAAAUAGUGAACAAUACGAUGACUUAUAUCCGCUCAUAGUGGAUUUUUUUGAAAAAUCUAUAUAGGCAUGACCGUUGACUUGCAAUAAUAAAGUAGUUUUUUUUAUUUCAUGGAGAUUUUAUGAUAUAAUGUA
This is a messenger RNA of Rhagoletis pomonella (apple maggot), 2465 nucleotides long. It is a transcript of the gene fws, whose product is annotated as conserved oligomeric Golgi complex subunit 5. The coding region runs from base 181 to 2397 and encodes 738 amino acids. Gene Ontology annotation, biological process: intra-Golgi vesicle-mediated transport. NCBI's taxonomy places the organism in Eukaryota, Metazoa, Arthropoda, Insecta, Diptera, Tephritidae. Gene Ontology annotation, cellular component: COG complex. The transcript has 4 exons. The record is from RefSeq and is a predicted model, not a curated record.